UGUUUGACAUCUGCGAGCGUGAUGUGUGUGAAAGAUAAAACGUAAGGUUAAAUAAAGAUGGAUAACAAGUUAUAUAAUGUUAAUCAAUGAAAGUUAAGAGUUUAAAAUUUUUUUUCAACCUUAACAGUCGUAUACGCUCUCAUCUCUUAAAUAGAUGUCCUAAUUGUAUUCUUAGAUCUAUGAAAGCGGCUGGUAUUUAUUUAUAAUCACAGGUAGCCAUAUUUUCGCGAGGGUCGCGCUUGCUCGACCUCCAACAUGGGCGUUCCUUUUUGUCGUCUGCAAUGUGUCAAAUGAGCACCCAGCUGAAAAUGAUCGAAAACUGUUGGAUAGCCGAGUGAGAUAUUAAAUUUGCCGUGGAAAUCGAUGUGUCAACAAAGACGCCGUUAGAAAGAUCGAGGAAUAAGUUAUCUAUUUUGAUGAACGUAUCGAAUUUCCUUUCGCUAUUUUUAUUGACAGUGCUACAAUAACAAAAGAUGUGUUUCUCGUGCAAUUGAAUACGAUAAUUGAAUUAAAAGCACGAGAAAAAAAGUGCGAGCUUCAUCGGAUAAUCUCUUCUUCAUCGAAACUUCGAAACUCUUAAUUCACCGUAAAAUCAAUGAGGAUUCUCAUCGAUUUAAUCGUAAGGUUAUGCAGUGGAAUCGAAAAAAAAUAAAGAACUUUUUAUUUGCUAGUUAUUUGAUAGAAGUGAAAGAGAGUGGGAGAGAAAAAGAAAAAGAAGAGAAAAAGUUUGUUUGCGGAUAAUAAACAGCGAAAUACUUUAAUGCGUAUCGCAAGUUCUGAGAAGCUAAAGUACAAAAUUCCUGUUUCAAAUCAGCUGAUCAGCAAAGAGAGAGUCUGUGAGAUUUAAAUAGGCUUUAAUGAGAAUAUAUAUGAAUUAUUUUGAAUAUAUAUAUAUAUUGAAGAUAUUUAUUACACAAGACUUUGUUCGCGUCAGAUAAUUUUUGACGUGUAAAACACAGCAUUAUUUCUCGCGAAAAAAAUAAAACAGUUGGAAAAUGUCGGCGAACAAUUCAGCGGCGAUGAGUACAAACAGAGGCGGUAAUUUUCAAAAUCGCAAUUCCCAAAGAUCUACCCUUCUAAAAGUAGUAAUACUUGGAGAUGGUGGUGUUGGAAAGUCCUGUCUUAUGAACAGAUUCGUAUCGAAUCAUUUCGAUGAACACAGUUUUCACACUAUUGGAGUAGAAUUUCUGAACAAAGAUAUUGAAAUUAAUGGCGAAGCGUAUACGUUGCAAAUAUGGGAUACCGCCGGUCAGGAGAGAUUUAAAACUCUCAGAACACCUUUCUAUAGAGGCUCAGACAUUUGUCUUCUGACUUAUGCAGUAGAUGAUAGGACGAGUUUUAGAAAUCUAACGCUAUGGAGAUCUGAAUUUCUUAAGUAUGCAGAUGUUCAAGAAGACUCCAGUUUUCCAUUUAUUGUUGUUGGUAAUAAGGUGGAUGUUACAGAGUCUGAGAAGCAGGUUUCCACAGAAGAAGCUCAAGCUUGGUGUUUAGAAAAUGGCAGUCCUCCGCUAGUUGAAACAUCAGCGAAAGAUGCCACUAAUGUUGAAGCAGCAUUUGGGGCAGCGGUUGACGCAUGGGCGAGAUUAGAAGCUAGAUUAGAACGGCCUUUAGUGGAAGACACUGUCGAUCUUUCUAAACAGCAGUCUCCACAUCGUUCGAGCUGCUGCAUGCCUGUGUCCAGCGCUGAAUCUUCAUUUGUGACCAGCUAAUUGAAAUGGGUUGUAAGAAGAUAAGCAUAUAUAUACAAUCUUAGACAAUACAACAUUUUUGGAAUGGUCAUUUAAAGUUUCUUUACAUUUGGAAGGAGUACAUGUCACAAAUUGAAUACGUAGAAAUGAUGUUUUUACUCUCUUUAGGAUCAAUAAGAACACUACACAAUAUGAGUGUAAGAUAUAAUUUUACUGAUUUUUUAUAAAUUUACAGAAGGAUGCACACCUCGUGAAAAUUUAUUUUUAAUCCGUAAAGAAUUCGGACUUGUUAAAGUUAAAUGUCUGAUUAAUUAAUCUCAUUUCUCAGUUUCUCUUUUCAGUUUUGUCAGAGAUAGAUAUUUUUACAAAUUAUACUUAAGAUAUUAUUUCUUCACACAUGGCAUACUUUGUUUCUAGGUCUAACAAAGUAAUUUGAAGAGAAUCUCUUGCCUGCCUACAAUAUUCUCUUCAUUAUAUGGUAAACUUUCUUUAUUGACACGCUGGAAUUACGUCGAUUGUAUGUAAACGGCAUAUAUUGUUACAAAUUUUUUACUUAAGGCUGAUUAAAAUUUCCAAAGAAUGUGGUCUAAUUUAUAGGAUAUUAUUAGCAGUGAAUGAACGAUGAUUUUGCUGAUUAAGUCUUUCUUUUCUAUGAAUCUUAACAAAAUACUCAAGUAAAGCCACAGAAGUCGUAUAUGAGACAAAUAAUGUAUUGUGUGAGAUAUACAUAUAUAUAUUCUGUAUUCUGGAAAUAUAUAUAUAUAUAUAUAUUUCCAGAAUACAACCUUAAGAUCAAGUUAAACGUCCUAUCAACGCUUUGUGCAGCUCUUAAUAAACUACUAACAGUAUUUUAAGUGUUUUCACACACCACUGGCUUGUGAUAAAAUAUAAUAAUAAUAAUAAUAAUAAUAAUAAUCAUGAAUUGCUUUAUUAAAUAAGGGAUAGGCAUAAGAUGUAAUUUUAGCUUUGUAAUCUAAAUUUGCCUUAUCCUCGCGAUAUACGUCUGAGAACAGUAAAGUAACAUGUAUUUUUUAUUUAAGCAUAAUCUUGCUAUGGAUAUUCAUGUGCGAAUCUAUAUGUGAAUUUGAUAUUUGUACAAAAUGCGGCAUAUGCUUUUCUGCCCUUAGAAUAUUUCUCAUUCAAUGUCUAACAAUUUUUCUACUAAUUAAUAAUGUUAUGAAGGAGUGAAAUUUUUUAUAAACAAUCAUCGCCGCACAUUUUAUUCGCAAGGUUCUUGAUUCUUCAGAAACACAGCCUCAUAUAGCACAAGGAGAAAAGUAUGUAACAAUUUUCCAACAAGAUUUAAACUGUGUAUAAAAUGUGCACAUGCUGGUGCUUUUUAUAUGUGCUAUAUAUAAUUACUAUAUGUGAAGUAUAUAAAUUUAUAAUAAAAUAUAUGAUGAUACUUAAAAUAUUAAGUACAUAAAACACUAAUCAUAUCAAGGUGAGAGAUGACUUCAUCUCAUAAUCACCACAAUACAUAAGCAUCAUUCUUAUUCCAAAUCUCUAUAUCGAAAGAUCUAUGAAUUAUUUUUUUAAAGAUACUGCUGCACAGAUACAUAUAAAUAUAUUAUUUA
This is a messenger RNA of Formica exsecta, 3265 nucleotides long. It is a transcript of the gene Rab9, whose product is annotated as ras-related protein Rab-9A. The record is from RefSeq and is a predicted model, not a curated record. Bases 996 to 1709 code for a protein of 237 amino acids. Gene Ontology annotation, molecular function: GTPase activity; GTP binding. NCBI's taxonomy places the organism in Eukaryota, Metazoa, Arthropoda, Insecta, Hymenoptera, Formicidae. Gene Ontology annotation, cellular component: lysosome; phagocytic vesicle; late endosome. The transcript is spliced from 3 exons. Gene Ontology annotation, biological process: retrograde transport, endosome to Golgi.